This is a messenger RNA of Akanthomyces muscarius, 1476 nucleotides long. RefSeq lists its product as uncharacterized. The record is from RefSeq and is a predicted model, not a curated record. NCBI's taxonomy places the organism in Eukaryota, Fungi, Ascomycota, Sordariomycetes, Hypocreales, Cordycipitaceae. Gene Ontology annotation, biological process: transmembrane transport. The transcript has 2 exons. The coding region runs from base 1 to 1476 and encodes 491 amino acids. Gene Ontology annotation, molecular function: transmembrane transporter activity.
AUGGCUGAUGUUGAAAAGACCACCGGUGAUUCUACGACGAAUACCGAAAUGGCAAAGCCACGUGGCGAAAUGAACGUACCCCAAGCUGAUCCUUUGCUGGUUAGCUGGAAUGGCGAUGACGAUCCCGAGCAUCCUUACAACUGGAAACAACCUCUGAAAUGGGCCAUCACCAUUCUUCUUUCCUUCGGUGGCCUCGUUACCCUCAUGUCUGGCGCAAUGCUUGCUCCCGCUCUCCAAGACAUCGCACACGACUUCAAAACCAACGAAAAUAAUGCUCAAAUCUUCCUCUCCAUCUUCGUUCUGGCUUUUGCCUUCGGUCCUAUGGUCCUAGCACCUUGCACCGAGGUGUUUGGCAGACGACCAGUCUGGAUCAUAUGCGCCUGCUACUACGUGGCAUGGAACACGGCAGCUGGAUUCAGCAAGUCCCCUGGUGUUCUCAUUGUCUGUCGCAUCAUGUCUGGUAUUGGCGCCAGUGCCGAGUUUGCAGUCACCAGCCCCGUGCUGGCAGAUAUUUGGACGCCUGACCAGCGUGGCAAGUCGUAUGCAAUCUCGACAUUCUUGCCUCUGCUAGGGCCAGCUCUCGGACCAAUCAUCGGCGGCGCCGUGACGCAGACAAUCGGCUGGCGAUGGAUCUUCUAUAUUCUGUCCAUUUUUGACGGAAUUCUUAUUGUUACUGGUGUCUUCUUACUUCCCGAAACCUACAAGGUGAUUCUACUGCAAAGGAAGGCAAAGAAGCUGCGCGCGGAAACCGGUGAAGCUUACUAUACGAAGGAAAGCCGCGAGAAACUAAGCUCAAGACUGGCCAUAUCAUUGACCCGACCACUUCGUCUGCUUUUUACACAUCCUACCAUUCAGGUUACGGGAAUCCUACUCGCUUACAACUUUGGUCUCUUGUACAUUGUUCUCUCGACAUUCGCGACGUUGUGGAUUGACCGCUACCACCAAAGCAAGUUCAUAGGUGGACUACAUUAUCUUGCGCUGGUGCUUGGUUACACGGUCGCUUCGCAAGUGGGAAGCAGAUUUAUGGACAAGAUCUGGGCACUUCUGAAGAAGCGCGCGGGUGGAACCAAGACAGCUCCCGAGUAUCGCGUGCCGCUCAUGGUUCCUGGAGCUUUCCUGCUUCUCAUCGGUAUCUUCAUCUACGGCUGGACGGCCCAGUAUCGCCUGCAUUGGAUUGCGCCUGAUAUCGGCAUCGCAAUCUUUGGCUGCGGCAUUAUUCUCAACACGCAAGCGAUGCAAGCAUACGUCACCGAGGCGUAUCUUGGUCAUGUUGCAUCGGCCUCUGCGGCGUCGCAAUUUUUGCGCAGCAUUACUGGCUUUGCGUUUCCACUUUUUGCACCGGCGCUAUACAAUAAUUUAGGCUAUGGUUGGGGCAACAGUAUAUUGGGUUUUGCGUUUCUGGUUCUCGCAGCUCCUGCGCCGAUUGUUCUGUGGUUGUAUGGCGCCAGAAUGAGAGCCAUCGGGAAGCACAAGUAG